AGGCCCUGCUGCGCACACCUGAGCCCGGAAGCCUCGUCAAUUACAGGUGCAGGUGACAGUGUCAGUGUCAGCCCAGCCCUGCCGGGCCUCCGAGACUGAAGUGAGGGGCCGCAGCAGGGAGCCAUGGCUCACCUGAGGGACUUCACCAACCAGCACUCGCGUGUGGACCCCGAGGAGCUCUUCACCAAGCUGGAGCGCAUCGGGAAGGGCUCCUUCGGCGAGGUGUACAAGGGCAUCGACAACCGCUCCAAGGAGGUGGUGGCCAUCAAGAUCAUCGACCUGGAGGAGGCGGAGGACGAGAUCGAGGACAUCCAGCAGGAGAUCACGGUGCUGAGCCAGUGCGACAGCCCCUACAUCACCCGCUACUACGGCUCCUACCUGAAGGGCACCAAGCUGUGGAUCAUCAUGGAGUACUUGGGUGGCGGCUCAGCCCUGGAUCUGCUGAAGCCUGGACCGUUGGAGGAGACGUACAUCGCCACCAUCCUGAGGGAGAUCCUGAAGGGCCUGGACUACCUCCAUUCCGAAAGGAAGAUCCACCGAGACAUCAAAGCCGCCAACGUGCUGCUGUCGGAGCAGGGAGACGUGAAGCUGGCAGACUUCGGCGUGGCCGGGCAGCUCACCGACACCCAGAUCAAGAGGAACACGUUCGUGGGCACCCCAUUCUGGAUGGCACCCGAAGUCAUCAAGCAGUCGGCCUACGACUUCAAGGCCGACAUCUGGUCGCUGGGCAUCACGGCCAUCGAGCUGGCCAAGGGCGAGCCCCCCAACUCGGACCUUCAUCCCAUGAGGGUGCUCUUCCUGAUCCCCAAGAACAACCCCCCCACCCUGGAGGGCCACCACAGCAAACCAUUCAAGGAGUUUGUGGAGGCCUGUCUGAACAAGGACCCCCGCUUUAGGCCUGCGGCCAGGGAGCUGCUGAAACACAAGUUCAUCACCCGCUACACCAAGAAGACGUCCUUCCUCACCGAGCUCAUCGACCGCUACAAGCGCUGGAAGUCCGAGGGGCGGGGGGAGGACUCGAGCUCCGAGGAUUCGGACAUGUAG
This is a messenger RNA of Gracilinanus agilis (Agile Gracile Mouse Opossum), 1044 nucleotides long. Its product is annotated as serine/threonine-protein kinase 25. Gene Ontology annotation, biological process: protein phosphorylation. The record is from RefSeq and is a predicted model, not a curated record. Lineage: Eukaryota; Metazoa; Chordata; Mammalia; Didelphimorphia; Didelphidae. The coding region runs from base 124 to 1044 and encodes 306 amino acids. Gene Ontology annotation, molecular function: ATP binding; protein kinase activity. The transcript is spliced from 7 exons.